AUGUGUGAAGAUGGAAUUUACUUUAAUGGUCGUAACGUACAAUGUAGAAUUGAAGCUUUAGUAUGUGACACACCAGCAAAAGCAUUCGUUCUCUGCGUGAAAGGACAUGCGGGAUAUUCCAGUUGUACCAAGUGCACAACCGAAGGAGAUUAUAUAAAAGGGCGAUUAUGUUUUCCAGAGACAAAUGCACCACUUAGAUCAGAUAGUGAUUUUAUACAGAAAAUUGAUGAUAGUUAUCACAAGCCUAAUAUUACAUGCAGCUUAUUAGAAGUACCUCAUUUCAAGCCUGUCACAAAUGUCCCGUUGGAUUACAUGCACUUGGUAUGUUUAGGAAUUAUGCGUAAAUUAAUGUACCUAUGGCUUCAUGGAGAAUUACAUUAUUGA
Nylanderia fulva is the source of this 384-nucleotide messenger RNA. The record is from RefSeq and is a predicted model, not a curated record. NCBI's taxonomy places the organism in Eukaryota, Metazoa, Arthropoda, Insecta, Hymenoptera, Formicidae.